Messenger RNA from Caenorhabditis remanei, 3663 nucleotides. RefSeq lists its product as uncharacterized. The transcript is spliced from 23 exons. Gene Ontology annotation, molecular function: JUN kinase binding; signaling receptor complex adaptor activity; MAP kinase scaffold activity. Gene Ontology annotation, cellular component: cytoplasm. The coding region runs from base 1 to 3663 and encodes 1220 amino acids. The record is from RefSeq and is a predicted model, not a curated record. Gene Ontology annotation, biological process: vesicle-mediated transport. Lineage: Eukaryota; Metazoa; Nematoda; Chromadorea; Rhabditida; Rhabditidae.
AUGGCUAGUAACCUGUCACCGGUGAACGAAAUGGCUGACUCAAUCACGAGCAGUACACCGUCUGAGAUUGUGUACGGCGGAACCGGAUCACCAGAUGAGCACCGAACGAUGUCAGACAAAGUUCAGUCAAUGGCAUCUGCAAUAUAUCGAGAAUUGGAGACCAUGAUAAAAGUGCACGGGGAAGAAAAUGUGAAGACAUUGAUGCCUCUCGUUGUCAAUAUUCUUGAAUCUCUGGAUCUUGCCUAUUUGGAACGUGAUGAACAAACUGCUGAUCUCGAAAUGUUAAAAGAAGAUAAUGAACAACUACAAACGCAGUAUGAACGAGAGAAAGCUCUACGAAAACAGACGGAACAGAAAUAUAUCGAAAUAGAAGACACAUUAAUAGGUCAAAAUAAAGAGCUUGAUAAAAAGAUCGAAUCUCUUGAAUCAAUAAUGCGGAUGCUCGAACUGAAAGCAAAAAAUGCAACUGAUCAUGCAAACCGAUUGGAAGAACGAGAAGCUGAGCAAAAAUUAGAAUUCGAUCGUCUUCAUGAACGAUAUAAUACCCUGUUAAGAACCCACGUAGAUCAUAUGGAACGGACCAAAUAUCUUAUGGGAAGUGAAAAAUUCGAGUUAAUGCAGAAUAUGCCAUUGCCGAAUUUGCAAUUACGAAAUAAAAUGGGCAUGGCUGCUUCAGUCGAUGCAUCAUCGAUUCGUGGAGUAUCAGAUCUUAUUUCUGCUCAUAUGACUCAGUCAACAACUAUGGAUGUGAAUCUUGCCAACCACAUUUCAAACGAAGAUUGGCAAGAUGAAUUCUCUUCGGACGUCGAACCUUCUCCCCGUGACCUUCCACCUCCAGCGUCUGAAACUCUUUCUUCUCCAGUUCUUGCCAAAGAACCGACUCCAAAACAUGACGUCGCAUCACCGAGACAAUCAGAAGAGGAAGCGGAUGAAACAGCUUCUGUCGAGCCGAAAGAAAACAGUGAUCUACUUGGAGCCGAUCUCACAGAUGACGAAGCGGAUUGGAAUGGCCUGGGAUUGAAACCACGGAGACGUCGGCAUGAUGAUAUUCUUGACGAUGAUGAUACUUCGGACGACGGAAGUCUGGUUAACGACACAUUCAUUGGAAUGGGUCGAGAAGUGGAAAACUUGAUCAAGGAGAACUCCGAAUUGCUCGACAUGAAGAAUGCGUUGAACAUUGUUAAAAAUGAUCUGAUUAACCAAGUUGAUGAGUUGAACAGUGAAAACAUGAUUCUGCGAGAUGAGAACAUGAGUAGGCAGAUGGUCAGUGAGAAAAUGCAAGAACAGAUUGCAAGACUGGAAGAAGAAGUAAAAACGAUGAAACAAAAGCUCAUGGAGAAAGAAAAUGAACAGGAAGAGGAAGAUGUUCCGAUGGCAAUGCGUAAACGAUUCACUCGUUCCGAAAUGCAACGUGUGCUCAUGGAUCGUAAUGCGUACAAAGAGAAGCUUAUGGAACUCGAAGAGUCGAUAAAGUGGACCGAAAUGCAACGAGCCAAGAAAAUGCAGCAACAACAACAAAACGUUAAUCAAAAGAAAUCCGGUGGAAUAUGGGAAUUUUUCUCAAGUCUUCUGGGUGAAUCAGUGACUCCGCCCGCAUCGGCUCGUGGUAACCGUACCACUUCUUCGCGUAGCAAGAUGACGCGCUCAGUGGAGUAUAUCGAUCCAGACAUGAUCUCGGAAAGGCGUGCUGCCGAGAGGAGAGAGCAGUACAAACUGGUCAGAGAGCAUGUUAAGAAAGAAGAUGGACGUGUUGAAGCAUAUGGAUGGUCAUUUCCAAAUGUGGAUGCUGAUGUAUCAUCAGUUCCAAUCCCUGUAUGCUGUCGACCACUUCUUGAUAAUGAGCCGUCUCUUAAAGUUUGGUGUGCUACUGGAGUGGUGUUAAGAGGAGGAAGAGAUGAGAAAGGACAGUGGAUUGUUGGAGAUCCCAUUUAUUUUGCCCCAGCUUCUAUGAAGAAGGCAAAAACAAAUGCGAGAUCAGAACUGGAAGAUGAGAUACAGAGAGCACGAAAUCUCGAUGCCCGCGAGAGUGAACUCGACGAGUGGCAAUCGUCUUCUCUCGUCUGGGUGGCCAGUUCAAAUCAAGGAAAGAGUUUGAUCGCAGUGCUUGAUGCCAACAAUCCGAACAAUAUCAUCGAAACUUUCCCUGCAUGUGACAGCCAUCUUCUUUGUAUUCAAGCAGUAUCUGGAGUGAUGGAAGGAGAACCAGAAAUGAAUGAAGAACAUUCAAAGAAGUACUUGUCAGGAGGAGGAAAAGUGAAAGAGUUGCCAGAAGGAUUAGAUGGAACUGAUCUCGGAGCAUGUGAGUGGGUUGAGCUCCGUAAGAUGGAAGAUUCGGAAGACGGAGUUCCGACGUAUUGCUCAAAUGAUAUGAAGCCAAGUCCUAAGAGAACAAGAGAUUUCAGCAUCAGUGAAGUGGCACCUAUUGAUCCAUCAGUUGCGCCAGUCAAAGCCAAAACUAAACUGUCAAGGGUAUCGGAAAGUGUUGUGCCAGAUGAGACGCCGAAAGUGAUUCCACUGGAAAAACUGAAGAAAGAACCAGCACCUCCAGCAAAUCGACCAGCUGGCCGGGCAGCUCUUCCACCUCAUAUUCGAGAUGCAAUGAGCAAGUAUGACGGAGUGUCCGGACAAAUGAGUGGAGCACUUCCGACUGUAUGGAUGGGAGGACAGAACCAAUACAUUUACAUUCACUCUGCUGUAACCGCUUGGAAGCAAUGUCUUCGUCGCAUCAAAAUGCCAGAUGCAGUUCUCAGCAUUGUCCACUACAAAGGGCGGAUUUUCGCUGCUCUUGCCAACGGAACGAUUGCCAUUUUCCAUAGAAAUAAGCAUGGAGAAUGGUCGGAUGAAGGAUAUCAUUCACUACGAGUUGGAAGUGCCACAUCUUCAGUUCGUUCUCUCUGUCUCGUUUCAACCAAUAUUUGGGCAACUUACAAGAACUGCGUGGUGGUUAUCGAUGCAGAGAGUCUUCAGAUUGUGAAAGUAUUCGCUGCUCAUCCACGGAAAGACAGUCAAGUUCGUAAUAUGCAAUGGAUCGGAGCUGGAGUUUGGCUCUCCAUUCGCCUCGAUUCCACUCUUCGGCUGUACCAUGCUCAUACAUAUGAACACUUGCAAGAUGUUGAUAUUGAGCCAUAUGUGACUAAGAUGCUCGGAACUUCUAAGCUAGAUUUCUCUUAUAUGAGAACAACGGCUCUUCUGGUUUCAAAUCGACGACUUUGGAUUGGAACUGGAACUGGAGUCAUCAUUUCUGUACCAUUCUCAGGACAACUAGAGAAGAAGGUUGAAAUAAAAGACUCGAAGAGGCCUGCUGGACCAGGAGGACUCGUCAGAGUUUACGGAACAUCUUCUGAAAAUGUCACUGAUGAAAAGUCAAAUGAUGACUUCAUACCGUACUGUAAUUUAUCACACGCACAAUUAUCUUUCCAUGGACAUAAAGAUAGUGUGAAGUUCUUCCUUGGAGUACCAGGAGCAUCGAAGAACGGGGAGGAUGAGUCAGUUGAAGUGACUCUCCGAAGAAUGUUGAUUAUGUCUGGAGGAGAUGGGUAUAUUGAUUUUAGGAUAGGCGAAGAAAACGAACCAGAGCUGACAGGUCAAUCGAUCCGACCUCGUGAUAUGUCACAUUUAAUAAUCUGGGAAAUCGACGCCGAACUUCCGAUUCUCUCGAAAUAG